GUGCCAGCAGAGCCUCCGAUCCCUGGCUCCCGGCCCCUCAGCCCCCUGGCCAGGAUGAUUCCAGCAGUGGUCUUGCUCUUACUCCUUUUGGUUGAACAAGCAGCGGCCCUGGGAGAGCCUCAGCUUUGCUAUAUUCUGGAUGCCAUCCUGUUCUUGUAUGGUAUUGUCCUCACCCUGCUCUACUGUCGACUCAAGAUCCAGGUGCGAAAGGCAGCUAUAGCCAGCUAUGAGAAAUCAGAUGCCGUUUACACGGGCUUGAGUACCCGGACCCAGGAGACUUAUGAGACUCUGAAGCAUGAGAAACCGCCACAGUAACUUUCAAACAGAUGCCCUUGGUCACAUCCUUCUUCUGCUCCGGUUCUCCUUUCAGCCCUCAUGGUUGGCAUCACACAUGUCUCCCUGCCAUUAAUGCUAGCUGACCCUACCCCUGUAAUGAUGCUAUGCCCCCCAUUAACGGACAUCAGUGGUUCCUCUUCCCUGUCAAACACCUAUGCUCAGAUGCUAUUCAUUAAUGUUUAUAUUCUAGUCUCACCCCUACACCCCACCCUUUUCCUUUUCCCCAUCCCCAACUCACAGUAAACAAUGGAAAGAGAGUACCACCAAUAAAACUGCCACAGACUGGA
Equus caballus (horse) is the source of this 623-nucleotide messenger RNA. RefSeq names its product Fc epsilon receptor Ig (gene FCER1G). The record is from RefSeq and is marked validated. Gene Ontology annotation, molecular function: IgE receptor activity; IgG binding. Lineage: Eukaryota; Metazoa; Chordata; Mammalia; Perissodactyla; Equidae. Gene Ontology annotation, biological process: antigen processing and presentation of exogenous peptide antigen via MHC class I; regulation of platelet activation; immunoglobulin mediated immune response. Gene Ontology annotation, cellular component: external side of plasma membrane; Fc-epsilon receptor I complex; membrane.